UUAUUUAAAGUUUUAAAAUCGACAUUUCAAUAUAAUAUGAAAAUCGAAAUUGUGUUCAUCCUGACAAUACUAGUUGGAUCACAGAUUGGUGUAACAGCUGUGGAUAGCAUAGAUGGAAAAUUAUUAGCAGACGAAUUGCGAAUGAUCAAAAGAGAAAUUGGUGUAAAUGUUUUGCAGGAGCAGUUUGAUAAAUUUCCUUACGUACGAAUAUCAGACACUGGAAAUGAAAUACUAAAAAGAAUACAGUCCAAUCUUGAUUCUGCACUAGAAAGUUUAGACACAGUGUUAACAAAUGUUAAGGAUAAACUUGUGUCAGUUAACCAGGAUUUUGAUUCAAUGGAUCUUCCAAGUUGUUGUGAUUUACUAGACAACACGCUAACAUUUGCACUAAAGUUUCAGACAAAGGUCAAUUUCAAUCAAGCAUGUGUUACAACUCCCCUGAUCAAAAUUGAUAACUUAAAAUAUCCUACCAGAGAUAUCAGUGCUAUAAUGAAGAAGAAUUAUGAAGACAACAAAAACGUCUUGUGGCAGCAUUAUUGUACUACAGAAGGUGUGUUUGUUUUAUACCCUGCUACCAAGUUGAAAGACUGUGACAACUUUGAUCCAAGAUUUACGACUCCAUAUGCUUCAACAGCCUCUCCCACAGACAAAGAUGUCGUUGUUGUAAUUGAUACAAGUUCAUCAAUGAGACAAAAUUCCGGAGUGCCACUCAAAACAAAAAUCGUGAUUGCUAAAGAAGCAGCAAACAAUGUGAUUCAGACACUUAAACCUAAUGACAGAAUUGCAAUUAUUACAUUUGACCAAGAUGCAUCUUCUCCUUCCGGAGAUUCGUAUCACCAAUGUUAUCAAAGACAGCUGUCAUUUGCCACGAAAGAAAAUACAGACAAACUGAAAAAUUAUAUAUUUUCUAUAGACACUGGAAGUGCAGAUUCUAACUUUGAACAGGCUCUAGUUGCUGCCUUUCAGUUUUACAAUUCCUCGGUCGACACUUUAAAAGUUCAAAAUAGAGAUCACGUUAUUCUUUUCAUCACCGAUGGAAAAUCGUCAUCCAGUUGUGAUCCUGUACAGGUUAUCAGCACUGAAAAUUCCAAACUUCAAAAUAGAAUUGCAAUAUUUACUUACCUGAUUGGAGAAGAUGAACAAGCAAAACUUCAGUUACAACAUAUGGCAAAUCAGACCUUACAUGUUCCAUCCUAUGGACCUAAACAAGUAGGACAUUUCGAACACUUUACUCUAUCCACACAGAAGUUUCUUUCUGUCAAGUUGGCCACAUUUUAUGAACAUCUGUCUACUGAUGGCCAAUCCGACCAGUCGACAUUUACAUCACCAUACGUUGAUCCAUAUUCUGGAAUAGGAUUGAUAACAUCUCUUUGUCGCACAGUUAAAGUUGCCACAGGGUUUCACGGAGUUAUGUGCACUGAUGUUAAAAUAAGUGAACUACUGUCUGAAAUAGAGUACUUCUCUGAAGAAGAAUAUUCCUACGGAUUUAUGAUAGAUGGAACUGGGAGAGUCGUUAUGCAUCCACUGUUACCAAAUGCUGCGUUUGUCAGAUCUAACGAAGAUCCUGUACUAGUUGAUAUUAGUGUUCUUGAACGUGCACAAGAAGCUAAUGCCGUUAUUGAAUCAAUGAAAAGUAUAUGUGAAAAGGUACCUCGGAGUAACUUCUCUUUGUGUAUUGUUCUUGUGGACGAAUCGUACUCGGAAAUCGACGAAUCACAGUUCCCGCCCAGCAGCAUAGAUUUAAACAAUCUGUUCAUGUUUCAUGAUCGGAGUCUUUUGAGGGAUGACUUUGAGAAUUGUAAAUUCUAUAGAAGACGUGCUACACUAGAGCACAGUUCUGUCAAGUUCACGCAGUCUGCUUUUCAGAAUCCAUUUCAAUUUCUAGACAGUGAUGAAACAGCUGAGGAUGUCACCAAAUAUGCAAAUUAUAUAACGUCAAUGGGAAGUAACCCAGGGUUUAAGCCAACUGUGCGCUCGUCUGUCUGGGCUACUUAUAAAGCUGAUCAGUUUUGGAAGCAAAACCCAGUCAGUUAUGUGUCUUGGCGGUACAUUGGUACAAAAUCAGGAAUCAUGAGAACUUAUCCGGGAAUUCUGAUGCAUAAAAACUUUGACCAUGAAAAGAGGCCUUGGUGGCGCCAGGCUUUAGGACAUCCGAACACUAUGUAUCUAACAACACCGUAUGUAGAUGGCUGGGGAUCCGGUAUAGUUCUGACAUUUAUACAUACUUUACAUAAAGCAAAUUCCAGUGCGGUAACUGCCACUGUCGCUGCUGAUUUUCCGUUACAGUAUUUUAAUUGGUUCAUUAGUAAGAUAUAUCCUUCCUGUGAAGACGGGAACAGCUGCAUUAUUUUAGACAAUAGUGGAUUUAUCGUGAUGCACCCGAGACUUAAAGACACUACAGAUGAAUCUGACUUUCAUGAACCGAAACAUAUUACUGUCGAGGAACCUGGUUUUGCUGAAAUACUGAAGAAUAAAUUAGUGCUGAAUUUCAAAGAAUGUCAAGAUUUCUCUGAGAACACAAAUCUUCGAUCAUAUAGGGUAACCAUGCCAUCAGGAUUUUUGGGUGGAUUGGAUUUUAAGGAUACGGAUGACAAAUUUGAGAUAAGACCAGUUGCUGACAGUAACUUGUUUAUUAUAAGAUUCAAGUCACGACCAUCAAGCACAUGUUCUUGUGAUGGAUCACAGUCACCGGAUGUCGUUAAAUGCCAAGGACCCUGUCAGUGUUUGUGUCAUAUACCAAUUAUCUAUGACGUUUGCGCAAACAGAUACAACACCGAAUCAGCCAGUUCACCAUGUAGUGCUAGAAUUCCAGACACAUCUGGUAAAAAUGAGCCUGAUGAUACCGAUGGACUGAAAGCAUGCUAUGCACCAAUUUGUUAUAAGAAGACGAACAAACAGGACUGUUAUAGCGAAGCUGAGUGCACGUGGUGCGAGUAUACAGACCUUGGACAAAAAAUUGCUACGCCUUGUUGUAGACUAAACGAAGAUUGUUAUUUUGGAAAAACAAAGCCUGAUAAAAGAGAUACAUGUGCGCCCCUUUCGACACCAACCCAAGCUAAAGGACAUGAUUCAUAUACAAUAAUUGGGAUAGUAAGUGGAUCAGGGGUUGCUGGAAUAAUACUAACUCUUAUUGUGUUUGGUGGGGUAAAGUACUUUAAAAUUUGUGGUAGAAAAGAUGAAAUAGAUCCAUAUAUAGAUGCUAUUGAUGAUCUGGAACUCCCCCAAUACACAGAAAAGCAAGAAAGUAAAGGUUCAGAGUUUACGGGCAAGGCUAAUCAAAACUUUUAUAAUGGCUUUAAUUAAUGAUAUAUUCGCAUAUUGUAGCUUACAUUAACCAUUUAAUACAUGAUGAUGUGUAUCUGAUAAUCGGGCACAAAACUGUAAUACAUCUAUUUUUUUCAUG
This is a messenger RNA of Mytilus trossulus (common blue mussel), 3403 nucleotides long. RefSeq names its product VWFA and cache domain-containing protein 1-like. Gene Ontology annotation, molecular function: voltage-gated calcium channel activity. Gene Ontology annotation, cellular component: voltage-gated calcium channel complex. Bases 37 to 3303 code for a protein of 1088 amino acids. NCBI's taxonomy places the organism in Eukaryota, Metazoa, Mollusca, Bivalvia, Mytilida, Mytilidae. The record is from RefSeq and is a predicted model, not a curated record. The transcript is spliced from 23 exons.